UUAUUGUCCCUCCUGCCAAGCACGCCCCGUGAGUUUUUCCCUUAUACGCUGCACCCAUAUUUCUCUCUCCUCCGUUGAAGCGUGCUCUGAAUUCUCCAUUAAAGCGGCGACUGAGCUUUCUCUCCUCCAUUGAAGCGGCGCCUGAGGAUUUUCUUUAUAACCCUUUAAUGUUAAGACGGAACUAUGAAAUGGACCUUUUCUCCUCGGGCCUAGGCGGCUGCCCUUCUUGCCCCGGGUCGGGGCGGAUUUGGCUGCUAUGGGUUCUGAGUACGUAUUAAUGGAGUAAAGAAGUGAACUAUAUUUGGCUGUUUCAAUUCUGCUGAGUGGUUGGUGGACAUUGUCAAAACAACUUAACCGUGAUUCACUGAUGGUUUCAAGCUAGCUAUCCUUUUAACAAACAUGGUAGUUCUAUCUUUUAAGGGUCCAUUAUACUUCUAUAGUAUUUAGAUGUUUUGUUUACUAAUAUGCUUACUUGUCUUCACCGGAUGACUCAAUUUUUUUUUCGUCCUUGCAGUAGAGAUAACUCCUUAUAAAUUGAGAGUCUUUUGCAAUAAGGGGAUGAUUCUAUUAAUCUACAAUUGCAGUGCAAUUCCAAAAGAUUGCAGUGUAAUUCGAAAGUAUGAUGUGUGUUAUCGUACUGUCUUUGCGUGGACUGCACGUGUAUUCAGUACAUGGUUGUCUUUGUAGAUUUUGGAAAUACAAGGAAAUACAGGGACUUCUUUACCCAUACUGCGAGUCUUUCCCAACGGAAAUUUUAUGGUCAAAAUUUCCAAAUUUUUUGAUAUUUGCUAAGCCGUUUGAGUUUAUGUGAGUUGGGGUAUCUCUUCUAGAUGCCUGGGCCAAAAUGUUUAACUGUCCUGAAUUUUUGUCCGUCUUUCCACCUUCCAAAUUAUUGAAAUAAAGGGAACUAAUGGAAAGCAAGAAUAAUAAAUGAUAGAUAAAAUGCAUUUAUUCACAUGUCUAAUUAUUUUUUCAUGCAUGAAUGAUGCUUCUUUUCUAGGUGAUCAUUGGAAAUCCUAUCUAAUUGUUGUCUGUGAGAGUUUGCACAAUGUCUGCUGGACCUGGACUCGAGCCUCUUGUAGAUCAAAUGAUCUCAGUCAUUACCAAUGAUGGACGCAACAUAGUGGGAAUCCUAAAAGGUUUUGACCAGGCAACAAAUAUUAUUCUUGAUGAAUCGCAUGAGAGGGUUUUUUCUACCAAGGAAGGAGUCCAACAAAUUGUAUUGGGUUUGUACAUCAUCAGGGGUGACAACAUAAGCAUUAUUGGUGAGCUGGAUGAAGACUUAGAUGCUCAUAUUGAGCUAUCACAAGUGAGGGGCCAUCCUCUGAAGCCUGUCAUUCACUGAUCAGCAGAUUGCAUGUUUCUGUAGGCUGCAUGGAAAAUAUCGAUUAAUUCACAGAACUUGUGAUGGAGAAUUUAAAAACCUGUUUCAGGAGUGGUAAAAAAUUGGUAUAGCAUAUGAGCUCAGUGCAGAAAGAGGAGCAUUCUGGAAGACUGAACUUUGAUAUGAAUCAGGGUUUAAUUUCUUUUUUCGUCAUUAAUUUUUCGUUCAGAACAAGUCCAAAGUUCUCUGAGUAGAAGUUUGAUGAUAUAUCAUCUUUGUACCCAAGUAGAUUUUUUCCCAUGUAAGACGGUAGGAGUUGUUUGGAUUUGAUUACUGAACGCUAGCUGAUUCAGAAUGAAGUUGAGCUUGUUCUUGUUUUCCAGCCUGAACAAUGAGACCUCUUAUGCUUUAGAUCGUCUCUCUGUGCUAUUUUCCAGGUUCAGUGAAUUAAACACUUCCGAUUUUUAACA
Chenopodium quinoa (quinoa) is the source of this 1794-nucleotide messenger RNA. Its product is annotated as sm-like protein LSM8. The transcript has 6 exons. Gene Ontology annotation, molecular function: RNA binding. Gene Ontology annotation, cellular component: U6 snRNP; U4/U6 x U5 tri-snRNP complex; precatalytic spliceosome. The coding region runs from base 1049 to 1345 and encodes 98 amino acids. Gene Ontology annotation, biological process: mRNA splicing, via spliceosome. The record is from RefSeq and is a predicted model, not a curated record. NCBI's taxonomy places the organism in Eukaryota, Viridiplantae, Streptophyta, Magnoliopsida, Caryophyllales, Amaranthaceae.